AUGGAAUGUAUACGAGAUCUGAUGAGUUUUAUAGAGCAUAUGUUGGACCACGUUAGUCAACAGUUUAAACCUGCUUCGCCUGCUUCAGGGGAUCGCCUUGAGUCGCUGCUAAAAGACGCCACUGAAUGCACGGUGGACAGCAAAAAACUAUUGGCUAGGGAUGUGGAAGGGUAUGAUUUGAGCGGUGUUGUGACACUCUUCAACGAGUCUGCAGUAUCCACAAAGGAAAAUUUCGACUUGCUGUUUACGGAUAUUGCGGACUAUGACUUGAGUGGUGUUGCAGUGCUCUUCAAGGAGUCUGUGGAAGCCACAAAGAACGUGGCGAAUGUGCUGUCGAAGGACUUUGUAGAGUACGAUUUGAAAGGUGUUAGAGCACUUUUCAGAGAGGCUCCAAAAUCCUCAGAGGAAAUGGGGAGUGUGUUGUCGAAGGACUUUGUAGAGUGCGAUUUGAAAGGUGUUAGAGAACUUUUCAAUCUGCUUGCAAAUUCUUCCAUGGAAAAUGAUGCACAGUUGUUGGAGGUUGUAGAUAAUGAACUCAAUAGGAUUUUCUACUUGUUUUUGGAAAACACGGUACUGUGCGAUGAGAAACAUCCUCCAAGCAUCCUAUAA
Molecule: messenger RNA, 609 nt
Organism: Plasmodium cynomolgi strain B
Lineage: Eukaryota; Apicomplexa; Aconoidasida; Haemosporida; Plasmodiidae
Exons: 2
Coding region: 1-609 (202 amino acids)
Source: RefSeq, a predicted model, not a curated record